Aureobasidium musti is the source of this 1195-nucleotide messenger RNA. The record is from the annotation of a GenBank genome assembly. NCBI's taxonomy places the organism in Eukaryota, Fungi, Ascomycota, Dothideomycetes, Dothideales, Saccotheciaceae.
CAUGGAACCACACAUGUUGAAACUUGAAGAGAAGCCCGAAAACAGUCUUGGUGUGAUCUACUCUCACAAUGUUGGGCAAGUUGCCAUACUCGAUCCACAGAGUGAUGCAGUCUUUGGAAAUAUCGGAGAAGAUGGCCCAAACUAUCGCGAUGUAGGAUGGCUUGGAACUGUUGCCCUUAUGAUGAAAACCCAGAUCGGACUGGGUGUUCUGUCGAUCCCAGCAGUUUUCGACAUCCUCGGCAUGAUACCUGGCAUCAUCUGCCUUCUUGUUAUUGGUGUCAUAACAACAUGGUCAAAUUACAUGGUUGGUGCUUUCAAGCUGAGACACCCUGAAGUCUACGGUAUCGAUGAUGUGGGCCAACUGCUGUUUGGCAGCAUCGGCCGCGAACUCAUGGGCGUUGCCUAUAUUCUUUUCUUGACCUUGACGGUUGCUGUCGGGGUCGGAGGCCGUCCAGCUGCAGCUCCUCAAACCGGGCCCUGGGAAUCAGACUACAAGAUUGUUGGCAGCCCCUCGUUCGAGGACGGUAUUUCAGCAAUCUCAUCCUUGGUAUUUGCAUACGCUGGCACACCUGGUUUUUUCCCGAUCGCUUCAGAAAUGCGAGACCCUCGUCUGUUUACUCGGUCGCUUAUAAUCUGCCAAUCCGUCGUGACAGCUAUAUACAUCGCCAUUGGCGUUGUGGUCUACUACUUCUGUGGAUCAUACGUCGCAUCUCCUGCCCUAGGAUCUGCCGGAACGACCAUGAAGAAAGUCUGCUACGGUCUGGCUUUGCCAGGCUCUGCGUUAGCACCAUUUUGCUAUCACACUACGUAUUCCUUCGAAUACUACGCGCACGUCACUCAGAACACUGUCGUCCAUUGGGUAACUUGGUUUGGAUGUACGGCCAGCACCAUCAUCAUAUCUUACAUCAUCGCCAGCGCCAUACCCGUCUUCGGAGGUCUUGUAUCACUGAUCGGCGCGUUCCUUGGUACCCUGCUUUCCUUCCAGCCCUACGGUUGUAUGUGGCUUUAUGACAAUUGGCGUAGUGAGCGUACGACCAAGUGGACUUUGAUGGUCUGCUGGUGUGUCUUCGUCAUUGUUUCAGGAAUGUUCCUUAUGGUUGCCGGCACCUACGGCUCUGUUGUUUCUAUCAUCCACAGUUAUGACUCAGAUGGCGGUACAUCGGCCUGGUCGUGCGCGGACAAUUCAGGAUCUGUC